This is a messenger RNA of Didymodactylos carnosus, 196 nucleotides long. Lineage: Eukaryota; Metazoa; Rotifera; Eurotatoria; Philodinida; Philodinidae. The record is from the annotation of a GenBank genome assembly.
UAAAGAGUCUGUCAGGUUUACUUUCUCUUGUUUCUCUUUAGGCACAAAAAAGUUUACACAAUUAACUGACGUACCGUUCAAACAUAUCUAUCGUAUCGUAGACAAUGCCAUUGCUGCAGCAGAACGUGUUUUGGCGCCGCAAGAUCACAGUGAAGAAGACAAUGAUCUUGAAGCUCUUGUAGAAGAACGACAGUGA